This is a messenger RNA of Caenorhabditis remanei, 1035 nucleotides long. RefSeq lists its product as uncharacterized. Gene Ontology annotation, biological process: sensory perception of chemical stimulus; detection of chemical stimulus involved in sensory perception. Gene Ontology annotation, molecular function: olfactory receptor activity; G protein-coupled receptor activity. Lineage: Eukaryota; Metazoa; Nematoda; Chromadorea; Rhabditida; Rhabditidae. Gene Ontology annotation, cellular component: membrane. The transcript is spliced from 6 exons. The record is from RefSeq and is a predicted model, not a curated record. Bases 1 to 1035 code for a protein of 344 amino acids.
AUGCUGGAAUCGGAGAGGGAUGCGAGCAACCUGUCGGACCUUAUUCUAUAUUCGAGGAAUUCAUUUCUGUAUCGCGGGAAUGCACUUUUCCAAAUCGCCACUUGUGUUUUGACCGUCUUGUUUUCGGUUAAGGCCUUCCAACUGCUCUACCGUCGAAGCGUGUUCCACAAAUCCACACGUCAACUACUCUUCAUGAGCAUUCUCUACGCCGAUUUCCAUGCGAUGAGCUACGGAUUUUUACAAGGCUGGUCACUCUACCGAUCCAUCGUCUACUCCACCGACAUUGACCACAUAAUCUAUACUGGAGAGGAGUGCUACCCGGUCACAUGGACCGUCGGAGCCGCUAAAAUGUCCAUGAUAUUCAUCCAAUUCGCCCUUACCGUCGAGAGAAUAAUUGACAGAGUCUGCUCGAGUGUGUCCUCGUCGAAACAGUUCAAAUACCAGGGUAUUGUGUUGAAUGUGGUGGCUCUCGUUGCGGCGUUGGCCAUGAAUUUGUAUAGUUAUUCGGAGGGACCGACGACGACGUACAAGUUGCAGAGUUGUUUUAUGCAGAAAGAUAUUCCGUUGGUCAGGGUGAUGUACGCCCUUAUCGUCUAUCUGGCUCUCUCAUUCAUCUGCCUGAUGGUCAACGGAUUUAUUAUUGUCGGACUCCACCGUAACAAAAAGAAAAGUUUCAAUUUAAAAGUUCGAUUCAACAUCCAAGAAGUCAAAAAUUCCUCGUUCGCAGUGUGUAUCAUAUCAGCAAUUCAAUCUGUUGCAAUGUUUAUUUACGUUGUGUCGAAUUACGGGCUAUUUUAUUUUCGAAACGAGAUCUCGAUCCAAUAUUUUCAUAAUAUUGUGCUAUGUGUUUAUGCCAUCCCGUACGCUGGUCUCUGCCUACCUAUCAGCAUCAUUCUCUGCGUCCGUUGGAUUUCUGAACAUCGAAAAAUUAAAAUUGUGGAAAUGACGAAAACGAAUCGAAAUGAAACAAUGGACAAUAGAAUAUUGCAGUUGAGGAAUUCAUGGGAUGCCAUGGCACCGCCCCCGAAGUAUUAG